GGGGGAGGCGGCGGAGAAAGAGUGGCUGUGGGUCCGGGAGCGGGGCGCGCUGCCGGGCGGGCGCUGAAGCGGAACGAGCCGCUGAGUCUAGGGUUGGAGGAGCGGGCGGAAGCAUCUGCUUGUGCAGCGGCCAAACGAAGGGAAGCGCCUAGCCGCCCCUCCCGAUCCCAGUCCCCGGCCGGAGCGGAUGCGCUGCAGUUAGGAGGAAGCAGCGGCGGGGCCUGGGUCAGGCGAACAUGGUGCUGGUGGGGGCGAUAAUCCUGUUCUUCUCCUUGGCGGCCGGAGGCGGAGGCCAGUAUGGAAAUCCUUUAAAUAAAUACAUUAAACAUUAUGAAGGAUUGUCGUAUGAUGUGGAUUCAUUACACCAAAAACACCAGCGUGCCAAAAGAGCGGUGUUGCAUGAAGACCAAUUUCUGCACCUAAAUUUUCAUGCACAUGGAAGGUCUGAAAUAGGAGAAAAUAAGUUACAUGUGCAAGAGAUACAGGUUAGAAUUAAAGUUAACCUGCCUACAGUUAUUUUUACAUGCCCAGGAUCUGCAAACCCAGUUGAUUCUCAUUCAGUCUGUCAUCCACACCCACUAACCCCCACUCUGCAUAGAUUCUGCAAAAAUUGAUGACACUCCCCUGGGAAAGAUUGCUACUCACCAUGGGUUGAGUGAACAAAUGGAUUUUUCAAGUGCUUUUUGAGAACAAAUGACUACAUCUGCAUAUUACUAAAUCAUAUUACAGGUACA
Messenger RNA from Chelonoidis abingdonii (Abingdon island giant tortoise), 734 nucleotides. The record is from RefSeq and is a predicted model, not a curated record. Lineage: Eukaryota; Metazoa; Chordata; Testudines; Testudinidae.